CUCCAGCACCCACUCUGAACCUGGGCCUGAAACAAUGUCCUCCACCGAAAGAAACGUAAAGGACACUUGAUCACACAAGCCUUGGAAUUAUUUCCAGGAAAUACUUGCAGAAACCAUUCAGAACACCUUCCCUGGCAGUGCACAGGGAGACGGCCAGGAGAUGAGCUCGGCUUUGAAUUACAAAUCUUUUUCCAAAGAGCAGCAGACCAUGGAUAACUUGGAGAAGCAACUUAUCUGUCCCAUCUGCUUAGAGAUGUUCACGAAACCCGUGGUCAUUCUCCCCUGUCAGCAUAACCUGUGUAGGAAAUGUGCCAGUGAUAUUUUCCAGGCCUCUAACCCGUAUUUACCCACAAGAGGAGGCACCACCAUGGCAUCGGGGGGCCGAUUCCGCUGCCCAUCCUGUAGACAUGAAGUGGUUUUGGACAGACAUGGGAUAUAUGGACUUCAGAGGAACCUGCUGGUGGAAAAUAUCAUUGACAUCUACAAGCAGGAGUCCACCAGACCAGAAAAGAAGUCCGACCAGCCCAUGUGUGAGGAGCACGAAGAGGAACGCAUCAACAUCUACUGUUUGAACUGUGAAGUGCCUACCUGCUCUCUGUGCAAGGUUUUUGGGGCACACAAGGAUUGCCAGGUGGCUCCCCUAACUCACGUGUUCCAGAGACAGAAGUCUGAGCUCAGUGAUGGCAUUGCUGUCCUCGUGGGAAGCAACGACCGAGUCCAAGGAGUGAUCAGCCAGCUGGAGGACACCUGUAAAACUGUUGAGGAAUGCUGCAGAAAACAGAAACAGGAACUUUGUGAGAAGUUUGAUCACCUGUACGGCGUCCUGGAGGAGAGGAAGAAUGAAAUGACCCAGGUCAUCACCCGAACCCAGGAGGAGAACCUAGAGCACGUCCGUGCUCUCAUCAAGAAGCAUUCUGAUCAUCUGGAGAAUGUAUCAAAGUUGGUUGAGUCAGGAAUUCAGGUCAUGGAUGAGCCAGAAAUGGCAGUGUUUCUGCAGAAUGCCAAAACCCUGUUACAAAAAAUUUCUGAAGCAUCAAAAACAUAUCAGUUGGAGAAAAUAGAACAUGGUUAUGAGAAUAUGAACCACUUCACAGUCAACCUCAAUAGAGAAGAAGAAAUAAUACGCAGAAUUGAUUUUUACAGAGAAGAGGAAGAAGAGGAAGAAGAAGAAGAAGGAGAAGCAGAAGCAGAAGAAGGAAGAGGAGGAGGAGGGGCAGAAGGAGAAGUGGGGGGAGAAGUAGUAGAAGUGGAAGAUGUAGAAAAUGUUCGAACAGAGUCAUCAGGAGAAGAUGAAAGUCUGGAGAAAGCCUCAGAACCUGCUCAGCUGGCCCCUGAGCUCCGGCCUGCCCUGGGGCCACCUCUGCCUUCCUCUUCAGAGCCACCUCCAGUUGCUGCAGAUGCCCCAGUGACACAGGGGGAGGUUGUCCCCACUGGCUCUCAGCAGACCACAGAGUCUGAAACUCCAGUCCCUGCAGCAACGGACACUGCGGAUCCUUUGUUUUACCCUAGUUGGUAUAAAGGCCAAACCCGGAAAGCCACCGCCAGCCCACCUUUCACCUCAGGGAGCGAAGGUCUGGGGCGCGUAGGGCCUCCAGGUUCUGAGAAUUCCAGUGUGCAGAAGGCAGAAGUGGCAGAAGCUGCAGCCAGUGAGAGGGCGGCAGUGAGUGGUAAGGAAACUAGUUCACCUGCAGCUACUUCUCAGGCCCAGAGAUGUAGUUCUCCCCAACUGUGAGGCUUAGCCAUCUAAAAAGAACCAUUUUCCUAGACAAUGCUUGUGGCCUCAAGCUCCCUACAAGGCAACCACUUCCUUGAGGCACUUUCCUGAGAAUUGCUCCUUUGUGUCAUCCUGCAUGAAGGGGAACCCUGACUCAGAACAGUGACUCAGUGGGCAAUUAUUCAGUAAUCUGAUAGGAAUGAACUUUCCAGUGUGGCCAGUAGGGGAAGAUAAUUUCAAAAGGUAUCCAUAAUGCUGUGAGGAUUCACUGAUCUUAAAGGAAGGACCCAGAGUCAUUCAGCAAUAUGUAGGGUUUCUAGAUUAAGUAGCAGUAUUUCAUCUGCUUACACUGGAGGUGCCCAGGAGGUGGCCAGAUGACUCCUGAUAAGGAUAUGUGGGCAGUUCUUACGCUGGUGAGCAGGUGGGGAUAGGUGUGUUCUCGGUUCUCUUUAAACUCUCAGACUCUACAGUAUCUCUCGUAGGAGAGGAGGGCCUUAGAGAAAGAUGCCCUGGGUGUGGUGACACUACGGGGACUUCAGCCAGGUGAGAGCUGAAUGUUAAAGAGCCAGGAAGUCAGUGUUCAUCUACCAGCCAUAAAGAAUUAGAGCCAUAAAAAAGUCAAGAAGCCAACAAAAGGCAUAUUAUUUUUGAGACACCUUUCUCAUAGUUGAGCCUUUUCUUGAUUACUAUUAUGAGGUUUGCUUAGGAACUGAUACUUAUUCCUUAACAGUCAGUUGAAUAGGAUCAGUUUAAUUAAUAAUGUUUAAAGAUUCAAACCCCAUGUACUUUUGAGUCAAUGACCCUCUUGGACCUGAGACCCACUUCCCUGUGCCUGAAGCUCAGAAGUAAUGCAAGGUGACUGGUGCUGAAUGGCCUCAGCUCUCUAGCUCAGUGCAUUUUCUCUGGGUUGAUAUUGUCUCUGCUAUGUCAUGGAAGCUCCCACCGUAGUUCCUGUCUGCUUCAUUGGUUGUCUGCACAGCAGUGACAGUAGCGUCUCCAUGGAUCCCUGUUAUGUCUCUAACUACAUGUAAGUAGGACCUGCUCCCAGUGGCUAACAGUCAGCCAGAAACCUGCAUAGCCUAGAAUCUUCUGAGUGUCCUUAUAAUCUGCUCAGGUGCAUACCCUUCCUCUUGUCGUUAUUUGUGGUGAAGAGCAGUGGGUGAAAGUAUUGGCUAUGGACUUAGUGGAUCAAAUGGGGAAAGGGAAAACUCCAUGCUUUAAUGGGAUAUCCUGAUAACUGUGGAUCUGAAAAAUUGAAGAGUUUAGCUUACAUGCUGAGAAUUCAGGUUUUGGGCCUUGUUGCCAUAUAUCCUUGUAAUGCUUCCCUGAGGAUGGUUGCACAGGGAGAGUCAUGCUUCUUGUCUGCUGUCCACUGAGCCCAUGUCAUGUACACUGACAUUCAUGUGCCUCUCUGGUGAGAUGAGGGCUUGGUAGGUGGGGCUGGAGUGGGGUAGGGUGAAUUGACAUUCGGUAUUUCAAGGAAUCUUGCUUUGUAGUUGUUGUUUGAGAAAGGGCCUUUCACUUAAAGAAGGAAAUCUAUUCACAAGGGAGUACCUCUCCAUGAUCCCUGUCUCAUAUGGACAGGUCAUGGAGACUUCACAGCAGUAUCAAAUCCUGGCCUCAGUGAAUUUUUUGCAGGCCUGAUUGACCUUCAUCACCUCAGAACCCCGCAAUGGAGUUCCAAUGCACGGUUACCUUGUUGGAAUUUCACAGUUCAACAUGUAUUUCCCUGGACAUUUAAUAUACGGUACAAAAGUUCUCCUAGAUUCCCUGACCUUACCUCUCUUUACUGUAUGAGGUUGCCUAGAGUCUCAGAAGCCUCUCAGGCUCACUUGUUAAUCUGUAACCUUACAACAGUCUGCGUCGGCGAAACUGCAACCCUUUUAAGAAGGCAAAUGUUCUGCUUCUAGGUGCUUUCCUCACGGCCAUUCACACAGUGAAAUACGCCCUUGCUUUUGCUGCCUGUGACCUCUGAUGCCUACAAUCUCUCCAUCAUGUACCUUCUCUCUUCACCUAAUCGUACAGGCGGAUUGUGUGUUAGAAACUGUUAGGGCAAAAACCAGACAUCAGUCCUCUCCCCGUGGUGAAUGGAGAUUCUGCUUUUUUAGAUCAGAGGAGCACUGUUGCCUGUCCCAUUCUCAUUCUCAAACCAAACGUUAUUUCUUAACAAGGUUUGGAUUCAGUCUUAGGGCAAAUUUGAAUCUCAUAGAAAAUAGAUUCUUCCACAGGAAAAACAAUUCUGAGUCACACCUAGAAACCCCUAGAAAACCCCAUGAAAAAGGUCACACCAUGCAAGCCCUUAAAUGUGAAUCAGUCUUUGGUUGCAAAAUCAACCUCAAGUUUUCACCCUUCUAGACCAUACCUGCUGUAUGCUCAGUAGUGUGAAGUGAGUCUGGUGGAAACAUUUUAUCUACUUCAUGCGUUAGUUUUAAAUUUUAUUUUGAAUAAUUAUACCAUGCCUUGGUCAACCUCAAAAUACAGAUCUAUAGAUAUAGAUAUAGAUAUAUAGAGACAAACAGAUAUUUGCAGAAGUGGGAACUGCAACAAUGGAAGCCCCUCCCUAUUCCCCUUCUUCCUUUCCAGUGAAGCUUAGUGGCCUUGUGGGGAAGAAUUUGUCCAAACCAUUUAAUCAGAGCAGUUCAAGGAACAGAGAUUUCCAGAAAAAUGUCUCCCUAUUUGGUGGAUUUACUUGGCAGCUGCUCUGGCUAACACUUGAGCUGGCCGGGCCAUGGCAGCUGCCUCCAGGUCAGGGGAGCCCCAACCCCCCAACCCACCCCAAUGAGAGCCAGUUGCCCAGGGGACACAGAUUUUGACGUUAAAAUCUCUGCAGUUGCCACUUCUUUAAAGAAACACAGCUCAUAUAUUUCACCUGAUUAUGAAGUUGUAGUUGUAAGAGACCCUAAAAUCUUUACCAUAUCAGUUAUUUGUUUCAAGAAUAGAAUAUCUAUUUUUCACAUUCCAUUCUUUAAGCCUGAAAAUAGACAAGCUGGGUAGAAUUUCUUCUAAGGUCCAUGGCACUGGAUAAUUCAAUGAAAUUAAGAAAAUGGACUUAAGUUCCAAUCUUGCCACUUCUGCACAUGAUUUUGAGCAUUUAAUUUCUUUGGGCCUCAGUUUUCUCACUGGGAAAAUGAAGCAACUACUUACUGAAAAGUUUCAUCUAGUUAUACAACAUUAGAAAGUGAAAAAGCCUAGUACUAAAAAUCUUAUAAAUUGUUUCCAGAUGUUUUCUUUGGGAAGGUUAUGUAUUUAGGCCUGACACCAGUCAUUAUGAGUGACACUACUAACAAGAUGCUCGGAGAAAUAGCCCAUUGCAUUUCUUAAAAUAUAUGUCUUGUCUUGAAGCUCAGACAUAAAUCCCCAUUUCUCAAACUGUUUUCCAAAUGUCUUCCUAGGUACCCAUUUAACUGAAUGUUUACACGUCUGCUAUUGCCCCUUUAGAUGCCAUAAACUCCAUAAAAUUCAUGAUGGUUCAACUCUGAAGUCCUCCCAAAGGUAUUUAAAGAUCUCAUUGUCCAGGGGAGCAAAGCCUUAAAUUAGAGGCAGUCACAGAAUAUUAGAUGAAUGAAGAGAUGAAAGAUAUGUGAUUUUAAAAUUUUACCUAUUUUAAGUGUACAGUUCAAGAAGUUUAGGCAAAUAUAUAGUAUUGUAUCGCCAUUGUCACAAUUAGGAUAUAGACUAUUUCUAUCACUCCAAGAAGCUCCUGUGUGUGCUUUUGCAGUUAAUCUUCUCCCUGCAUCCCAGCAACUGUUUUGCUUGUCAUUAUAGUUUGGCCAGUUCUAGAAGGUCGUAUAAAUGAAAACACAGUAUGUAGACUUUUGUGAUUGGUUUAUUUCACUUAGCACAAUAUUUUUAAGAAUCAUCCAUUUUCUUGCAUGUAUCAGUAGCUCAUUUCUUUUGUUUCUGAGUAGUAUUCUACUGUACAGAUAAAUCAUAAUUUAUCUAUUCAUCACUUGAUGUGUGGUUGUGUUCUUAGCCAUUUGGCUGUUAUAAAUAAAGUUGCUAUGAACAGUUAUCUAUAGGCCUUUGUGUGAAUGUAUGUUUUCAUUUCUCUUGAGUAAAUACCUAGGAGAGUGAAAUUGCUAGAUUGCAUGGUAAAUUCAUGGUUAACUUCAUAAGAAACUGUCAAACUUUUCCACAGUGGCUAUUCAAUGUUUUGUUUCCACUAGCAAUGUAAGAAAGUUCUCCUUACUCCACCUUCUAACCAGUACUUAGUAUUGUGUCAAUCUUUUGUAUUUUAUCCAUUCUAAUGGGUAUGUAUAAUAUCUAGUUUUAAUUUGAAUUUUCCAGAUGACUAAUGAUGUUUUGCAUCUUUGCAUAUGCCUCUUAGUUAUUUUUUGUUUUUGAUGAAGUACCUGUUCAUAUAUUUUGCCCACUUUUUGUUGGGUUAUCUUCUAAGAGAGUUACAAAAGCUCUUUAUGUAUUGUGGUAAUACAUUAUCAGACUCCUUAUUACACCUGUUUUGCAAAUAUUUUCUCCCAGUCAGUGGCUUGACUUUUCAUUUUCCUAACAAUAUAUGUUGAAGAAC
Manis pentadactyla (Chinese pangolin) is the source of this 6239-nucleotide messenger RNA. RefSeq names its product tripartite motif containing 55 (gene TRIM55). The record is from RefSeq and is a predicted model, not a curated record. Lineage: Eukaryota; Metazoa; Chordata; Mammalia; Pholidota; Manidae. Gene Ontology annotation, molecular function: zinc ion binding. The coding region runs from base 161 to 1732 and encodes 523 amino acids. The transcript has 10 exons.